Messenger RNA from Podarcis raffonei (Aeolian wall lizard), 3105 nucleotides. RefSeq names its product NADH:ubiquinone oxidoreductase complex assembly factor 7 (gene NDUFAF7). NCBI's taxonomy places the organism in Eukaryota, Metazoa, Chordata, Lepidosauria, Squamata, Lacertidae. The coding region runs from base 265 to 1461 and encodes 398 amino acids. Gene Ontology annotation, cellular component: mitochondrion. The transcript is spliced from 10 exons. The record is from RefSeq and is a predicted model, not a curated record. Gene Ontology annotation, biological process: mitochondrial respiratory chain complex I assembly. Gene Ontology annotation, molecular function: protein-arginine omega-N symmetric methyltransferase activity.
CAGCGUGAGCAUGGCGCUCCUUCAGCCGGGGAGAGCCUUUCUCCGGGGGAUGCGCGUUGUCGCGCGAAGCGCCCGUCUCCUCCGUCUCCAUGGUAACGAGAACGAUGCGUGGAGCGUACCUUAACAGCAAAACCUCACUUGCCUUUACUCUGAAGCAAGUCCUGUUGACUUCAGUGGGACUUACUCCCGAGUCGUUCCACUACAUUGAAAUGCCAGUGCUUUAGUUCAGAAAGUAAAGCAGAGGAAAACAGUCCAGUGACUCCAAUGCUGAAGCAUCUAAUGAUGAAAAUAAAGUCAACUGGUCCCAUUACAGUUGCUGAAUAUAUGCGGGAAGUUUUGACUAAUCCUGUGAAGGGAUACUAUAUGCAUCAUGACAUGCUAGGUGAAAAAGGAGAUUUUGUUACUUCACCUGAAAUAAGUCAGAUCUUUGGGGAGUUAAUAGGUGUUUGGUUUGUUAGUGAAUGGAUGGCUGCUGGCAAGCCAAAAAAAAUUCAACUGGUGGAACUGGGCCCAGGAAGAGGUAGUCUUACUAAUGAUAUUUUGCGGGUUUUUAAUCAGCUGAGUUCUGUACUUAGUAAAUGUGAUAUUUCUGUUCAUUUGGUGGAAAUCAGUCCAAAAUUAAGUGAGAUUCAAGCAUCAGUACUCACAGAAGGAAAGACAGAAUUAACAGAGAGUCCCACUACCUACAUGCAAGGGGUUACUAAGACCAGGCUGCCAAUUUUCUGGUACCAAGACCUGAAUGAUGUGCCAGAAGGCUUCAGUUUUUAUUUAGCACAUGAAUUUUUUGACGCUCUUCCUAUACACAAAUUUCAGAAAACAGAAAAGGGGUGGCGUGAGUUGUUGGUUGACAUUGAUCCAGACACUCCUGACAAGCUGCGAUUUGUCCUUGCGCCAUCUGCUACUCCUGCUGCAAAAGCCUUCAUACAUAACAAAGAAUCCAGAGAUCAUGUGGAAGUGUGUCCUGAUGCUGGUAUCAUCAUCCAGAAGCUGGCCCAUAAUAUUGAAAAGAAUGGGGGCAACGCACUGAUUGUAGAUUAUGGCCACAAUGGCACCAAAACAGAUACAUUCAGGGGAUUCCGUGGACAUGAACUUCACAAUGUCUUAAUAUCUCCAGGAACAGCGGACCUCACAGCAGAUGUUGACUUCAGUUACCUGCGAAAAAUAGCACAGGAAAGAGUAGCAACCUUGGGUCCCAUAAAACAACAUGAUUUUUUGAAAAAUAUGGGCAUUGAUAUCCGACUACAGGUACUAUUGAAAAGUGUCAAUGAUGCAGCCAUUCAGACUCAGCUGCUUCGAAGUUAUGAAAUGCUAAUGGACCUGGAUAAAAUGGGAGGACGUUUCCACUUUUUUGCCAUGUUACCUCACUCCAGAUUUACAGCUUCAGAUCAGCAAAAGAAGUCAAAAGACUCAACAUCACAUUCAGCAUUUGUUGCUGGCUUUGGUGAACUCUCAUGGAAGUGAACCCCAAAUAUCAAUGCUUUAAGAGAACGAUGCAGGCUUCCCAUUGCGAAUCAUGGAAAUAGGGGUAUGUAGAUAGGUCUUAUAACAAUCACGUUGCCUUUCUGUAACAAUGCCUGCACACAGGGAUUUUGAUACAGUUACCAAAGUUAGAGGAAGUACAGAGGAUACAGUAGUGGGGGAAAGACGCAUGAUAGGGAAAUAAAAUUUAUUUUCAAGCUUAGAGGAUAUUUACAAACAACGGGACAUAUAAAAAUAUAAAAAGUACUUGACAGUGUCUUUUUGAGGCUACAAGUUUUACAUGAAUAUCUUCUAGCAUCAAUACAGAACUAUUUCUUCAAUGAAUGCAACUUAACUGAAAAACAAAGAUUAAUGAUAAUGCAACACUGGGUACAAAUUCAUCUGGAGCAACAGAUUUAAUGCCAACCUUCAGUGACUUAAAGCUUUGAUUUAAUAAUAUUUGUAGGCAUUCAUAGGAAAGUUAGAGUGCAAGCUAUGCAGUUUAUUUAUGGUUUGUGAAAUGUGUGUAACAGCUGUUAUAGUGUAGAAACAUUCCAGUUAUUUCUCAUCUUUAACAGGGCUUUUAUUCCUACCCUACUGGUCCAAAAUUUUGCUAUCCUGAAACCUGAAAUUAAAUCAAGAGGCAUACCUGACACUGUACAUGUUUGACUUGCUUUGCUGCUGUUUAAAUAUUGUUCUCUGAUGCUACAACCGAUCUUAAGGCUGCAAUUCUAUAUACACCUACCUGGAAGCAAACCCCACUGAACUCAAGGGGACUUAUUUCUGAGUAGACAUCUAUAGGAUAACAACUGAGUCAAUCCGAAAUAAUAUUGAUCCUAUUCUGUUGUUGCAUAAGUUUACAAAGAAACAAUAAGACAAAACAGUGAAACAACUAUGAACACUUCCAAUAGAUUAAUAAUUAUGCCACAACAAAAUGUGCUUUGCUAGAACAGCUACUUUCAGUGUUCAAUACCAUGCUAUAAAUACAGAAUAGUUCCAGCUCUAUAUUCAAAAAAUUGAAUAGUAGCUUCCAAUAAUUUUACAACAUGAUUGGAUCAUUUAUGAUAGGGGCUUCCAAUCACUUCACUUAUCCAUGACAUUUUGACUGCCUUUGAGACUUAGUCAUUCUCAUCUCUGCUGUGGAUUCUCCCCACUGAGAGCACUGCUUCCCACGCCUACAGUAGAAAAGGUUAAGAAACUGAUGACAAUAAAAUUACAAUGACCUUUUCUAUAGGUGAGAAACAUUUUCUAGAAUAUUUUCUAGAUUUACUUUGAAUACGUUUGUAGCUUAACUACAAGGUUAAUCUGCUAAAAAUUCCUGGCUCAUUAUUUUGGACUCUGUGGUUUGGAGAAGGCUUCAUCCACAUUAAACUUUGUCUCUUGCAUUUCCAAACAGCUGCAUUAUUUCAGAGGGUCUUCCCCACUUGUAGAAUUUUAUUCACUGGAACAAUUUCCAAUUCAAGAUUGUAGAAAUGCAUGUUCUUUGAAUCCACAUGUUACUUGCAAUCCACUGACCCAAUUUACAUGUUACUGCUUUGGCAAAGUUCCUGCCAUCAAACAGAUUCUUGGUUGUCUACUCACUUUGAUAAUAAAAGCAUCAGUCAUGUAGGUAACUCUACCUACAUAAUCAGUACUUUUAUACAUUAA